Molecule: messenger RNA, 999 nt
Organism: Oncorhynchus tshawytscha (Chinook salmon)
Lineage: Eukaryota; Metazoa; Chordata; Actinopteri; Salmoniformes; Salmonidae
Product: putative C->U-editing enzyme APOBEC-4
Source: RefSeq, a predicted model, not a curated record
AUGAGUGACCAUCAGGCAGCGUCCAGCUCUCCUGACUGCCCUCAGUGUCCCCAACACAUCCUGACAGGGGCAGAGGCAGCCAUGUCCUACUCCCAGUUCUGUGAAGCAUUUGGCUUUCCCAUGGGGCCCUCGGGGGCCAGGGCCCUGCGGCUGUUCUAUGAGCUAUGGGGCCCCAGUGGGACCUUAGUGCAGAGGGGCCAGGCUAGCAACUGUCUUGCACAAGGUCAACACCCUGAGCCCCUGCUGUUUGACCAUCAGGGCUACUUGUCCUCAGUACUAGAAGUGUGUGAGGAAGUGAGCUACAUCAUACUGUACUGUAACUACACGCCGUGCCAGGAGUGUUCCCAGACCCUGAUCUCCUUCUUGCUGCACUAUCCAUGGGUGCGCCUGGAUCUGCUCUUCUCCCAGCUCUACCACACAGCCCCCAGCCAGACCCACAGUCUGGACAACCAAACAGGCCUCCGCAGCCUGGCUGCCCUCUGGCCUCGACUCACCCUCAGCCCCAUCUCUGGAGCUGCUUGGGGGCAUCUGCUAAGGUGUUUUGUUAGAGAUGUCCCACCGUCGGCCCUACAGCUCCCCCUGCUGCCUGAGAGGGUAAGGUCGGACAGGGUUAAUGCAAUUCAGAUAUCAGCAAUUACAGGCAUAGGCCCUGCCUUUUUGGACCUCCCACUGAGGACAUACACAGAGCCUGUGGAGAGAACCCACACUCCCCAAGCGUUCACCCUGCUCUCUCCCCCACACCUGAACACAUCCAUGCACAUCUCCACACCCCAACCUAGGGUAGUUAAUGCCCCCCUCCCAGCCUAUCUUCACCCUAUCAAUGUGGUCAGACAUGUCAGGAUGCCUCCACCUUGGAGGGGUCAACCCCAAUCUCCUCCCUCUUCCUCUGGGUUCUUCUCCCCCCUGCUCUCUCUGCGGCUGCCUGGGCGUCUGGUGGAGAUAGUGCGGGAGGUAGAGAAGGAAGUGCGAACAGCAGUCUGUCUGAGCCUCAACGACUGA